GAAUCUCUCUCUCAGAAUUCAAUUGUGAUUGCAUAAUAUGGCUGAUACCGGCCUCAUCCUCAUCACUCCUCUUAUGCCUGAGGCACUUUCCAAAGCAACUUCAAUUGCUGCACAGGUCAGCUUUGCCCCUGUUCUGCAGAAGCAGUUGGCAGGUCUUGCUCAGUCGCUAACUGAAAUUCAAGAUUUUGCACGAGGCGCCGAGCAGAGGCAAGGAAGUGAUGCGGCCAUCAGCUUUUGGUUGCAGAAGCUCAACGAUGCUGUUUAUGAUGCGGUGGAUUUGCUUGAUGAGUGUGAUUAUGGUAUACGUGUUCCUCAGAAGGAAGUUGAGACUUCAAUCCAGAGGCAGAAACAGGUGCACGCCUUCUUUUCUAUGGCUAAAAAAUUUAAGAUGAUUAAUGAAUCUUUAGCUGAAAUCAGAAAGGUGGUACCGUUUAUUAAUCUGAUUAUCCAACUUGGGGAGCAAAACAGUGCAACUGCUAGGCCAUAUUACGAGAUGGUCCAACUUCUUGAUUCUUCAGAAGUUGUUGGAAGGGAGUAUGAUGUCUCAAAUAUUGUCAACUUGCUGAAAUACCGUAAGACUCGACAUCCAAUCUCUGGCAUUUCAAUAGUAGGUAUGCCAGGAGUUGGAAAGACAACAGUAGCAAGAUCAGUUUUUAGGAAGGCAAAGGAAGAAAGACUCUAUGAUGUAGUAGCUUGGGUGUGUGUAUCUGACGAUUUUAAUCAUCAAAGAAUUUUGGGCCACCAACUAGAAAACAAAACUUUUCUUCUCAUUCUUGAUGAUGUGCGGGAAAGAGAUUCUCACAACUGGAGUGCUUUUGCCUCUAGUUUUUCACAAAUUGUGAAAACCAAUGGGAACUCUAUUGCCCUAACAACCCGUUGUGAAAGUGUAGCAUCUGUGCGGGGGAAACAGUUUCAUAUUCGUAGGUAUGAUUUGCAGAGUCUAUCAGAUGAUAAAUGUUUGGAGAUAAUUGAGAAGUUAGUUCUCAGAUCAUCUGCAAAUGCUUUGAUACCUUCAGAGCAUUCUUUGCCAUUGGUUGCAAAACAAUGUGGUGGCUUGCCAUUGGUUGCGUCUGCCAUCGGAGGAACAUGGAGCAAUCAAUUUGAGUGUAGGAAAAAUCUUAAUCCGUUCUUGCUCACAGGCUGUGAUGACUACCUUUACGCUUAUGGAGUGGCGCGUCUUCCCGUUUCCACCUAUUCCCUUAUCAUUGCCUCCCAGCUAGCCUUCACCGCCGGUUUUUCCUUCCUCUUGGCGGAGCUUCAUGAGGAAGAACUUGGAUGUAGGGUCGAUUUUGCGGCGCUGGAGGAAUGCAAUGGUGAGAGGGAGGAGAAUGAUGGGCCAGCCGCCCGUUUGGAGUGCCAUCUCGGUAAACCCAGGUGGAGUAAAAUUGGUCCACAUCAGCACCCAAUCAGCUCCCAGUCAGCGCCAACUCAUCAGGGGCUGAUCUGCCACAACAUGGCUGGUAGAGGGGCUGAAUUGCACCUUCUGCCUUUGAGCGACGUGGCCAUUGAUCGGCGCCGGAGAAACUCGCCCUGGCCUUUGAGCUCGUCACCAGAAAGGUACUUCAAAAUGCCGAGAUCCGAAAUUCUCAAAUGGGUCCAGGAGUGCAUUGAACAAAUCGGGUCGGUUCUGAGAGAGGGUGGGUGGGACGAGAUCGAUAUAGCGGACAUCGUCGACGUCUCAGCUUUAGGAUUUUUCGAGGAAGAAAUGGUUCUGCUUGACAAUCAAGCCGUCCUCAAUGCGCUUCUUCUCAAAGCCGACCGGUUGUCAGACUCUUUUCGAAAAGCCGGCUGGAGCUGCGAAGACGUCUCGGACGCUUCAAGGUUUGAUUUCAGACCGGAGAAGGAGAGAAAACCGACGAAGAAGUUAUCUGUUAUCCCCAGAGCACAUCGAAAAAAUCGAAUAACUGGCCGAAUUGGUUUCCUGAUAGGUAAUGUACCUGCCACAAGUUUAGCAAAAGGAAUCGAAGAACGUUGGCCACUGGAACCAAAAUUAGGCCAAGCAAAUUAGAAUACGCAACCGAUUUGCAAAUUUGCAAUUGCAAGCUUAAUUCUGCUGUUCAGAGGGGUUGAUGGAUAUUUUCCUGAAGAAUAGCAUAUGAUUCCAAUAUGAUCACUUGGAAGACAUGUCUAUAUGUACUUUGAGUAUAUAAAAAAAAAAUUUCUAG
Molecule: messenger RNA, 2165 nt
Organism: Rubroshorea leprosula
Lineage: Eukaryota; Viridiplantae; Streptophyta; Magnoliopsida; Malvales; Dipterocarpaceae
Source: the annotation of a GenBank genome assembly